Apus apus (common swift) is the source of this 1362-nucleotide messenger RNA. It is a transcript of the gene TUSC1, whose product is annotated as tumor suppressor candidate 1. The transcript has a single exon. The record is from RefSeq and is a predicted model, not a curated record. Bases 1 to 588 code for a protein of 195 amino acids. NCBI's taxonomy places the organism in Eukaryota, Metazoa, Chordata, Aves, Apodiformes, Apodidae.
AUGAGGCGCAUGCGCGUUGUGGACGGGCGCUGGGGCUGCGAGGGCUCGGCGUGGCGGGGCCGGGCGGGACGCGCCGCCGCCGGGAGAGGUCCCCGCGGCGGGGCCGAGGAGCUGACCGAGCCGGGCGGCGGCCAGACGGGCUGGCGCGGGCAGUCGCGGGGCUCGCUGCAGCAGCUGGCGGAGCGGUACGCGGACCUGGCGGCCAGCCACAGCGAGGCGCUGCGGCAGCGGGAGGAACGGGAGUGGCAUAACGCGCGGCUACGCCAAGAAAACGCGCGGCUGCGGCUGGAGAACCGCCGCCUGCGCCGUGAGAACCGCUGCCUCUUCCGCCAGGCCUUGCUGGGUCCCGGCCCCGACAGCCCCGACAAGCCUUUCGCCGCGGACCCGGGCGAGGAGGUGGAGGCCCUGCGCGUCCAGCUGAGGCGGCUGCAAGAGAAGCACCGGCGGGCCUUGCAGCACCUGCGGCGGCACCGGGCUGCCGGCGGGCCGGAGGCCUCGCAGCUGGACGACGGGGAGCUGGACGAGCUGCUGGCGGAGGACGACCACGAGCAGCCACUGGAGAAGAGGAGCCUGGUGCCGCUGGCGUAGCCGGCCUGGGGAAGCGGGCGGCCGGGUAGGGCAGCUGUGAGGAGACGGCGCCGUAGGACGCUCCGGGCCCGCCCGCUCCCCGGCCCCCAUGGGCCGCUGCGGCCAGUGCCGGCCCUCGGGGCGGAGGAGAGACGGGCCACUCCCCGCCUUCUGCCCUUCACUGUCCCCAGAGAAGCGCGGGCCGACCCUGCCACCUGAGUCGAAACAGGCUUUUCCCAAGAAAAGGGUGGGGGGAGGAGUUGUCUGGGUUUUUUAAUCCCUCUCAGAUGUAUGGCCGGGAAGCACUGACACGGUUAAGGAGAAGGAGGUUCAGCUGGAAAACGGAUACUUGGAAGAGGCCAGUGUCCCUAGUCAACGAAUGUCUCGAGCUGUUGUCAUGGGGAAAACCACGGUGAAAAGGACAGUUGCUUUCAUGUCACCUCAUAGCAUUGAGCUGUGCUUCUUUUGGGGAUCAGCUGAGGAUCACCUUUUUUCUCUCUCAGUUAGCAACUGUCAUGUAGACCUCAGCAGCCAUGGAGACUAUCAAAAGAUGGCUCUGACUAAUGUUUAGUGUAUAACCUGGGAAAAGGAGAGGACAAAGCUUGAGAGCUCCUUUGUUGGCAUUCCAGUGAGUUGGCGGUACUUUGGACUACUCUGAAUUGUAUGGACAUUUACUGCAAAACAGUAUUUGUAUCUUUAAUGGUGGACUUUGUUCACCGUCACAUAAGUAUUGAUUGGAAUUUUAAACUUUCACAUAAAACUGCAGUUGAUAAAAAAUAAAACCAUGACACGAAA